This is a messenger RNA of Salvelinus namaycush (lake trout), 1701 nucleotides long. Its product is annotated as parathyroid hormone/parathyroid hormone-related peptide receptor-like. The record is from RefSeq and is a predicted model, not a curated record. Gene Ontology annotation, cellular component: plasma membrane. Lineage: Eukaryota; Metazoa; Chordata; Actinopteri; Salmoniformes; Salmonidae. Gene Ontology annotation, biological process: adenylate cyclase-activating G protein-coupled receptor signaling pathway; intracellular calcium ion homeostasis; cell surface receptor signaling pathway. Bases 1 to 1701 code for a protein of 566 amino acids. The transcript has 13 exons. Gene Ontology annotation, molecular function: peptide hormone binding; parathyroid hormone receptor activity; G protein-coupled peptide receptor activity.
AUGUACCAGCUGAGGCAUGAAAGCCUGAAGAGCCGGCUGAGGCAUCCUUCGGUUGCCCCGGCAGCGGAACCCAGACCCGACGUCACCUCCAACACAAAAACAAAAAACACUCCUUACUGCUUCCCUUUGGUGAAGCGUUAUUCUGUAGAGGCAGAUGAUGUGCUCACCAAAGAGGAACAGAUCGGCCUGUUGUUCAAAGCCAAACGCAAGUGUGAGGUAGCCAUCAGGAACAAACACAAGCCUGGUGAUGGUUACUGCUCGCCAGAGUGGGAUGGCAUUGUUUGUUGGCCUGAGGGGUCUCCUGGAAAGCUGGUGUCCACUGCCUGUCCAGAGUACAUUUACGACUUCAACCAUAAAGGACUAGCCUAUCGUCGCUGUGACAACAAUGGGACGUGGGAGCUGACCACUACCAACAACAAGACAUGGGCAAACUACAGUGAAUGUGCAAAAUUCCUCUCGCACUAUAACCAAAAUAAUGAGAAGGAAGUAUUUGACCGUUUGUACCUCAUCUACACAGUGGGCUACUCCAUCUCUCUGGGAUCACUUAUGGUGGCUGUGAUCAUCCUGGGUUAUUUCCGGCGGUUGCAUUGUACCAGGAACUACAUCCACAUGCACCUGUUUGUGUCUUUCAUGCUGCGAGGCAUCAGCAUCUUCAUAAAGGAUGUGGUGCUAUACUCUGGUUCUGCCCUAGAGGACAUGGAAAGAGUCAGUGUGGAAGAUCUCAAGUCCAUCACUGAGGCUCCUCCAGCUAACAAAACCCAGUUUAUUGGCUGUAAAUUAGCAGUGACCCUGUUCCUGUAUUUCCUGGCCACCAACUACUACUGGAUCCUAGUAGAGGGCUUGUACCUCCACAGCCUCAUCUUCAUGACCUUCUUCUCAGACAGGAAGUACCUCUGGGGAUUCACUUUGAUUGGAUGGGGGGUCCCAGCUAUGUUUGUGACAGUGUGGGCAAGUGUAAGAGCCACCUUGGCAGACACAGAGUGCUGGGACCUAAGUGCAGGCAAUCUGAAGUGGAUUGUACAAGUGCCCAUUCUAACAGCAAUAGUGGUGAAUUUUAUGCUGUUCCUGAAUAUAAUCCGAGUUCUGGCCACUAAACUUCGAGAGACAAAUGCUGGCAGAUGUGACACAAGACAGCAGUACAGGAAACUGUUGAAGUCUACUUUGGUCCUGAUGCCACUGUUUGGCGUUCACUACAUAGUGUUCAUGGCCAUGCCUUAUACUGAGGUAACUGGAGUCCCCUGGCAGAUACAGAUGCACUACGAGAUGCUCUUCAAUUCAUUCCAGGGAUUCUUUGUGGCAAUUAUAUAUUGUUUCUGCAAUGGGGAGGUCCAGGCAGAAAUUAAGAAAACCUGGAGCAGGAGGACACUAGCGCUGGACUUUAAACGUAAAGCCCGUAGUGGCAGUAACACGUAUAGUUAUGGACCUAUGGUGUCUCACACCAGUGUAACCAACGUCACUGCCCGGGGACCCCUGGCCCUCCAUCUCACCACGCGCCUUGGGGCCCCAGUCACCGUCAACGGGCACCGGAACCUCCCGGGGUAUGUGAAGAACGGUUCCGUCUCCGAGCACUCUAUCCCCUCCUCGGGACAGGAGUUACACAUUCCUGAGGAGGAGCAGCUAUCCGAUAACACGCCACCGCAUUCUGUUGAGGAGGAGAAACCCUCGCCUGUGGUGGAGGAGGAGCGGGAGACCGUUAUGUGA